This is a messenger RNA of Lutzomyia longipalpis, 1992 nucleotides long. Its product is annotated as BTB/POZ domain-containing protein 3-like. Gene Ontology annotation, biological process: neurogenesis. NCBI's taxonomy places the organism in Eukaryota, Metazoa, Arthropoda, Insecta, Diptera, Psychodidae. Bases 111 to 1556 code for a protein of 481 amino acids. The record is from RefSeq and is a predicted model, not a curated record. Gene Ontology annotation, molecular function: protein binding. Gene Ontology annotation, cellular component: cytosol. The transcript is spliced from 3 exons.
UAAAGGCAGCAGAGCAUCAAGAAAACUUAACAUUGUGAACUUUUCUUUGUGAAAGUGCGUGAAUUUUUAUAUUUUGUACCAUUCUUUGAAGAUUCAACAAGUAAAAAAAGAUGGCUGUUAACCCACGUUACAGUGACUAUCGGCUCGAGGAGCAUUACGAUAUUUCAGAAAAAGAAAAAUUUAGGAUGAAUAUGCAUUUAGCGAGAACAUUCGAAAAAAAAAUUGAUGAAGAUAAAUAUGCUGAUUUAUUCAUGGAUGAAACUCAAUCUGAUGUAACAUUCCUAGUUGGACCAAAACGAUGGACUAUUCCUGGACACAAAGAAGCAUUGAGCUCUGCAUGUUGGAUAUUUAACGUUGCAUUAUGUUUGCUGAAAUUGGACAAAGACGAAAUAAUCAUUGAGGACGUGAAACUCAAUGAUUUUCUAUUAUUUCUGGAACUCCUGUACAAAGGGAAUAUUAGAGUGGACAUCGCAAUUGCGUGGGAUUUACUUAAAUUAGCUUACAGAUUUGAUGUAGUGUAUAUUAUAAAUAUGUGCGAACUGUUCCUAGGGGAGGAAUUAAAAUUUAAAAACUGUUGUUAUUAUUAUGAAAGAGAUACAUUUCUGAAGGAAGAUUCAGAACUUAAAAAAUUUUAUUCUUUUAUGUUACAUAAAUGGAAUAAUUCCCUUCUUAUUAAUGAGUUAAAAAAUAUCCCAUUAGGAAUGAUGAUACGUAUACUUCAAUCAGAGAAUCUAAAUUAUACUGAAAUUAAAUUGUUUAAAAUAUUAUUAAAUUGGGCAAAAGAAACUUGUAAAAAGGAAGCAAUUCCGAUUGAUUCAAGAAAUCUUCGCAGAAUUAUGGGUGAUGCUUUCUAUGAGAUUCGUUUUCCAACGAUGUCAAUAGAGAGCUUUAACAAUAUCCUUGAAGAUUUUUCAAGUUUAUUUACCACAGAAGAGAUUUCUAUGAUUAUCAAAUGCAUAAAGGGUAAGAAAGAGUCAUGUGGAAAAUUUAAAAACAAUUUUAGGUCGUAUUGUAAAUUAUAUCAGUCAAUCUGCGAAGUUGAAAGAAAAGUAAGAGAAUUGAAAGAAAUUUUCUCGCAAGAUGACAAAAAACGACUCUUUUGCAUUUAUACAGAUAUAUCUUUAACAGGUUGCACGAAUUUGUUUCUGUACUUUAAAUUUAGAAGUGAAUGUUCAAGAAAUCUUCUUGGAUAUGGAUUUUAUUCCGAAGAUGAAGGAAAUUUAAUUGCCUUAUGUACUCACGUUGUUCUUGAUUCAGAUGUUGGAAGAAAAUUGAAUAUUAAAUGUAAAAUUAGCCCCAAAAAACAUAACGAUAAUGGCUAUUUUUACAGAGAAGUCUAUUUUAACGAAAGAAUUCAAAUAGAACCAAACUCAUUGUACACAUUAUACUUAUCAAAAUAUUCUAAUUUAGAAUAUUUGUCUAAACUUUGUCACGAACCUAUUGAAGAAACCUGCUAUAAUGCAGAUUUAAAAAUAAAACACUUUAUGUGUUACAGCUUGGAUUACUAUCGAUACGACUACCUACUGCCCGCACAUUGUUUAAUAUUUGAUAGAUAAAUUGUAGGUACUGCUUACAGAUACAGAAUAUUAAUAAAAAAAAUUCUCUAAAAAAUUGUUUUUUACUACUAUUUACUACUUUUUGUUGUAAUCAAAAGAAUACUUAUCAAACAAAAAUAUUAUUAUAAUAAAUAAUACAUAAUCGAAGGCUAAUCAAUAAAAGGUCGUAAGUCCACAAAAGUGAAUUUUACAGGAGAGCCGAAAAACGAUAUUGAAGAAAACCCCGACCGGAGGGGUCGUGGAAACAAAAAUUCUUUUUUUUUAUUCACGAGAUUUUCUCUACACCAAUAUUUGUUAGAUUUUGAUUCACUUCUAUGGCCAAAUGAUGAGCAGACUCUUUUAUGAUCUGUCCAGAAAAUCCCUCUUUCCUUGUUUAGCCUUCAAUAUUUUAAAACAUUCCUUCUGUGAGUUUUUCCUGAUCUAAGAAAAUUUUAAA